This is a messenger RNA of Oncorhynchus gorbuscha (pink salmon), 502 nucleotides long. Its product is annotated as pleckstrin homology domain-containing family D member 1-like. The transcript is spliced from 5 exons. The record is from RefSeq and is a predicted model, not a curated record. The annotation marks the transcript as partial. Lineage: Eukaryota; Metazoa; Chordata; Actinopteri; Salmoniformes; Salmonidae.
GAUUCUUCAUCAUCAAAGACAGUUUCCUGCUCUACUAUGCGGAGAAUGAGAAGAGAAGCUUUGAGACCAACAAACACUUUAACAUCCACCCCAAGGGUGUGAUCCCUUUAGGAGGCUGUGUUGUGGAUCCGAAGGAAGACCAGGGCAUGCCAUUCGCCAUGGUUAUAAAUCAUGAUGACUUCACUGGUAACAUUGUCCUGGCUGCAGAGAAUGAGGCAGAACAAAACCAGUGGCUGGAGAUGCUGCAGGAGUCUGGCAGAGUCACCUGGAAGAACGCCCAACUGGGAGAAGCCAUGAUAGAGAGCCUGGAAGCCCAGGGACUGCAGCUGGCCAAGGAGAAGCAAGAGUACCUGGAUAAGCUGAUGGAGGAGACAGAAGAACUGAGCCUGCAGCGAGAACAGAAGGAGCAUCUGGAACGUCUGAACCUGGUUCUGGAGGAGGAGAAGCAGAAGUUUGAGGAGCUGGUGAUGGAGCUUAGAGCAGAGCAGGAUCAGAUCAAACU